GCCCCUGAAAGCCUGGCAUCUGGGGCAGAAGCAACAUCAAAGCCAGGAUUGGUUGACUCCCACCACAAAUGCCAAACAGGCCAGGCGAGGGCAGCGUGGAGGCGUGACAAAUCUCAGCCUGCCUCAAGCCUGUGUUCCCGGCCAGUCUGCCUUGGGCCUUGCUCCACAAUGACGGGCCCAUCAUUCAGCUUCACUCAACUCCUCACUGUUUCAGGACUUCUCUGUCACUCAGCUGGCUCCUUGGCCCUUCCUGGCCUGGAUCAGAAGAGGCGGAGCAGCCACAAAGCUUGCUGCCUGCUGACACCUCCCCCUCCCCCGCUGUUCCCACCACCAUUCUUCAGAGGCAGCAGAAGCCCGCUUCUCUCUCCAGACAUGAAGAAUCUUCUGGAACUUGAGGCCUCACCGUCACCCUGCAUUCAAGGCUCACUCGGCUCUCCUGGGCCUCCUGGGCCCCAGGGUCCACCGGGGCUUCCUGGCAAGACAGGACCAAAGGGAGAAAAGGGGGAUCUUGGCCGCCCAGGAAGGAAGGGUAGACCUGGACCCCCAGGUGUUCCUGGCAUGCCUGGGCCUGUUGGCUGGCCAGGCCCUGAAGGACCCAGGGGUGAAAAAGGUGACCUGGGUAUGAUGGGCUUGCCGGGGUCAAGAGGACCAAUGGGCUCUAAGGGCUUCCCUGGAUCCAGAGGGGAAAAGGGAUCCAGAGGCGAAAGGGGUGACGUGGGUCCCAAAGGAGAGAAGGGUUUCCCUGGAUUUCCUGGAAUGCUGGGGCAGAAAGGCGAAAUGGGUCCAAAGGGAGAGCCUGGGCUAGCAGGACACCGAGGCCCCACCGGGAGACCAGGAAAGCGAGGCAAGCAGGGUCAAAAGGGAGACAGUGGAAUUAUGGGCCCACCAGGCAAGCCUGGGCCUACUGGUCAACCUGGUCGUCAAGGUCCUCCAGGGCCUCCAGGUGCCCCAUCUGCAGGACAACUUGUCAUGGGACUAAAAGGAGAAAGAGGACUUCCAGGGCCUCCAGGAAGAUGUCUUUGUGGACCCCCUGUGAAUAUGAAUAACCCCUCCCAUGGGGACUCCAUGUAUGGGCCUGGCUCCCCUCGAGUUCCUGCUAUUUUUGUGGUGAACAGCCAGGAAGAGCUUGAGAAGCUGAACACCCAGAAUGCCAUUGCCUUUCGCAGAGACCAGCGAUCGUUGUACUUCAAAGAUAGCCUUGGCUGGCUUCCCAUCCAGCUGACCCCUUUCUACCCUGUGGGUUACACCAUAAACCAGCAUGGCACCUGUGGGGAUGGGGUGCUACAGCCUGGAGAGGAGUGUGACGAUGGUAAUCGCGAUGUGGGGGACGACUGCAUUGAUUGUCACCGGGCCUACUGUGGAGACGGUUACCGGCACCAGGGCGUGGAGGAUUGUGAUGGCUCUGACUUUGGCUACUUGACAUGCGAGACCUAUCUCCCUGGAUCAUAUGGAGACCUUCGGUGCACCCAGUACUGCUACAUCGACUCCACACCCUGCCGUUACUUCACGUGAGGGACUGGAGGAACAGGUGGGCUGCAGCCCAUGUCAUUGGUGGCUGUAUCUCUGCACCACACAUCAAGCUGGCCUUACUCUCUCUUGGGCCAGUGUCCAAUGACCUUCAUGUGACAAAACAAGGAUACAUUCUUGCUGCUAAGACAUGCUUUUGACUCAGUUUGACUGGAACUGGAAGAGUUUUGGACCACUGCAUCCUGUCUUAAUUAAAAGAACCAGAAACCUUC
Messenger RNA from Phodopus roborovskii (desert hamster), 1739 nucleotides. It is a transcript of the gene Colq, whose product is annotated as collagen like tail subunit of asymmetric acetylcholinesterase. The coding region runs from base 169 to 1512 and encodes 447 amino acids. Gene Ontology annotation, molecular function: heparin binding. Lineage: Eukaryota; Metazoa; Chordata; Mammalia; Rodentia; Cricetidae. The record is from RefSeq and is a predicted model, not a curated record. The transcript has 17 exons.